UGUAUGGUUUUAUUUAAUUGAUUUGUCAAUGGACAUCGCAAGAGCACAGAGUGCCAUUCCUAUCCUCUAUUUCUCCUCCCCAGGAGCGUUAAACUUUUAAUUAAGUCGCAUUAGAAGUUUCACUUCAAUAAAACAUUGAUAAAAACGAAGCCUCGAUCUAGAGCGGCGACAACAAUGAGCAGCGCUCUGGAUCCAGACCUGACACUGAUUACACUAUCGCAGUGGAAUGACCAAAAAUUGCGACGCAUUGCCGAUAACGGCGGCGGUGAGUGCGCGGCGCCCCGCACGCCACAGUGCGCGCCCGGCCGUCGCCGCCACGAAAUGUUACCGAUUUUCAUUUUACUAUACGUCUCAUCCGCCAAUUCCCUCUGCGAUGGCACGUGCUUCUGUAACUAUAAACACGCAGAUCAAGACUACAUGGGCGAAACAGUCGACUGCUCCCACAGAAACGUGGACGCCAAGGUCAAUUUAACGUUACCCAAAACGAUAUAUUCAUUAGAUUUGUCAUACAAUAAUAUAACAUCGAUAGAUUCAUCAAUUAUAUUCGAUUCAUCAACUAUGGUCGAGCUGUAUCUGAAUCGCAAUCAUAUUGUCAAUCUAAACUGUUCCUUGGCGUUACCUUCGUUGAAGAAGUUGGACUUAAGCGACAAUUCAAUUAGCAAAAUCGACGGACACGUUUUCGAUAAACUAAAGAAUCUAGAAUAUUUAAAUUUGGCCAACAACAAAUUUACGUCUCUUGAUAAAUUGACUUUUCAUCGAUUGACGAAUUUGAAGGAAAUCGUUUUAGACAACAACGACAUAGGCGAGGAGCUACGACGAGUGAAUUUGUUCGACAGAAGCGGCUUGGGUUUGACCGCGAAGAUCAGGUCGCUCAGCAUUCGCGGCGUGAAGUUAAAUCGAGUGCCAGACAACUUCUUUGUCGACGCCUACGAUAUUAGAAAACUCGUUAUAUCAAACAACAAUAUAACUGACGUUUUCGAAUUUCCAUUCACUUUAGAGUACUUAGAUAUCUCAGAUAACCCCAUUGAAAUUAUAUCCAGUGAAGACUUCGCAGAUCUAGCCGGAUUGAAAGUACUCAAACUCAAUAAUUUGAAAAUUACCGAAAUAUCCGGCUACAUGUUCGAACCAUUACAUUCUUUGACGUCUUUAGAGCUGGAACGGAACAUGAAUCUGACGAAAUUCGAUGCGUUUGCUUUCGGCAAAGAAGUCCUAGAAGAUGCCGACUAUUUCAAUUUGGAAGAGUUGUCCGUGCGAGGGUCGAGAUUAACCACACUGGACAAGAGAUUGAUGGAGCCAUUUGGAAGACUCAUAAAGCUAGACUUACAAGGAAACGCUUGGUCGUGUGACUGUAAAUUAUAUUGGAUCAAACAAUUGCAAAUACCUGAAGAAUACAGAGACCAUGUGAGAUGUUUCACACCGAAGUCUCUACACAACGCAAGGGCAUUGGAACUUGACGCCAAAUACUUUUCGUGUAAAAUAGGAAAAGGCCGUGUUGGCGGCGUCGUAGCCGUGGUCACAUUCUGCGUCAUAUUGGCUAUUAUAGCGCUUUGGAUAUUCAUAUACUUGCCGAGGUCACAAAGCAGAGGGAAUGCCAUAAGGCAGAUCCAUGUUUCUACAGCUACGUACAGUAUUCUGCCGGGAACUAUGCCGAUAGGAACCAUUCCCAUGCACGACUUCGGUAGUCGCUAAUUUAUCUAAAUUGAUUCUACUUUUGUGAUUACGAAACAUUAUUUAAGCGUAUGAUGAUAUUCAUCUGUGAUUAUGAUAAAUUAAAUUCGUUGUGAUUUAGUUGAUAAAUUAUGAUUAUUUAAGAUAAGAUUCGGAUGAGAUUUUUUUCAAUUUGCAUCCAUCUUUAAGUCGUCGUGAUCUUAUAGAUGGCACGUCCUAUGCACUCGUGUCGAUUGAUGCGACUGUGCCGAUUUUCGAAUCCGGCACAGUCGCCAAUUUUUAUAAUGAAAUAUGUACGUACUUAACAAAUGUUAACGAAUGAAUUCCACUAUGAAAAUUUUAUAAAUCGCUAAUACUGGCGGUAGGACGUCUUGUGAGUCCGCACGGGUAGGUACCACCACCCUGCCUAUUUCUGCCGUAAAGCAGUAAUGCAUUUCGGUUUGAAAGGUGGGGUAGCCGUUGUACUAUAAAACUGAGAAUUAGAACUCAUGCCUAAAUGUAGGUGGCGGCGUUUAGGCUGUUUUUUUCAAUGGACUCCGUUAACCACUUAACACAUGAUGGAUCGUAAGCUCGUCCACCCAUUUAUACUUUAAAAAAAAUCACGUAUUCAAUACGAUCAUCUUUACUGUAAAUAAAUAUUGACCAUUUGAUAUAGUAAUUGUUUUUUUUUCGGAGUAAUUCAAUAUUAAAAUAAUAAUGCCAAUGCAAAAAAGAUAUCAACUGAGAGUUUCUCCCCACAACAUUUUUAUAUUAAUAGAUUCUUCAACUUGAAGACUUCAAGAAUUUUUUUACUUCAAACUACAUAGUACAUUGUGUGGAUAAUUAAGUCUGUUGAUUAAAAUAUUAUUAAAGUUUUAUGUAUUAUUAAAUAUUAUUUAAGUUUUAUUAAUAUUAUUAAGGUUCUUUAGUAUUUCAAAACCUAUAAAAUAAAAAUAAAACAAAGAAAAAUUCACUUCAAAUUGUAUAUUAUUUAAAAAAUACAAAUAUUCAUUACGAAAUUGUGCAUUAUUUAGUUACUAGUGGCUGCGUUUUUGUGUAGGUCCGCUGGGGACCAAAACAUUCAGCAACUGGCCUCUCUUGUCACAUCACUACAGGGCAGCCAAUGUGUAUUAUAACAUCAGACGACAAGCUUUACUAUAGUCCAAUUCGCUGUUUUUUAUUGAUAACAUUUAUUUUUCUUCUUCAAUAAACAUAAAAAAUGUCCCUAGAACAAUUUUCUUUUCCUCAUAUCUCGUGUUUCUAAAUCACUAUAAUUUCAGACGUAUUGAAUAUAUUUAAAUGUUCCUUAACCAAAAUUGUCUAUAAUCACCGCUAUUGUAUUAAACAAAUGUUUAAGUUACCUUUAAAUUCUCAUAAAAAUAUUAAUAAAAUUGUAAUAUACAUACAUAGAUACGUGGCUACAUAGAUAAAAAUUGUAUUGAGAUUGUAACAACAUGUUAUUUUAUUACCCAAUAUGACUACUUAAUUAAAACUUAUGACGAUACUGUCGUCUCUAAAUAAUAAUCUACCACUUCUAUAUUUAACGAAGCGAACAGUCUUAGAGAAGGACACGGUUGAUAUAAUCCACGUCCAAAUAUAAUGAUUCUUGCCACACAAGACUUUUAGAUUAUUUAUCAUGCACACUACUGUGAUGUUUCUAUUAUAACAAUGAUUUAAUACAAGACGCAUAUCUUAAGUGUGUGUGAAGGCUUCAAAGGUUACAAAUAAAUUUCGACUAUAUUAUUAUAUUAUUAUGCUUAAGUAAUCUAGAUUUAUUCUGAAAAGAUUAUGAGCUGAUUUUUCAAUCUUCAGUGUGCUUAUUGCGAGUUUUUUAACGUUCUCGACAGCGUAAAGUUUCGUCUUCCUACGUUUUCCGCUAGGGGCGCUGUCCCAACUCCAUACAAAUUAGAGUUAACUUUUACGCUAUCGAGAACGUUCAAAACUCGCACUAAGUACGCAGAUUAAGUGACUCAACAUUAAAGCGAAAACAUAUAAUUGUUUUAUACAUUACAUUCAUUGGUACAUUAAUGUCAUUUCGAGUAUUAAUUAAUAUACUGCAAUAUUUA
Molecule: messenger RNA, 3713 nt
Organism: Bombyx mori (domestic silkworm)
Lineage: Eukaryota; Metazoa; Arthropoda; Insecta; Lepidoptera; Bombycidae
Product: TLR4 interactor with leucine rich repeats
Exons: 2
Coding region: 175-1689 (504 amino acids)
Cellular component (GO): extracellular matrix
Molecular function (GO): protein binding
Source: RefSeq, a predicted model, not a curated record